AUGACUAGCAUGGUUUCUGAGGUACCAUUAUCCGGUGGCCCACCACCUUCUCUUGCAACAACUAUGCCUUCCGUCACAACCCACAUACCGACACCCACACUGAACAACGUAACCCCGCCGCUGUUCCCCAACGACGGCAGACCUAAUCCGCCCAUUUCACCUUCCAUACCGCUGUUUUUUCCCAACGUCGGCGGAUUAAACAACGCCGGUUACAGUUUCUUACCAAACCCAUACACAUCCCAAACGAGCAACGACAAACAAUACCCAUAA
Lactuca virosa is the source of this 270-nucleotide messenger RNA. NCBI's taxonomy places the organism in Eukaryota, Viridiplantae, Streptophyta, Magnoliopsida, Asterales, Asteraceae. The record is from the annotation of a GenBank genome assembly.